Messenger RNA from Impatiens glandulifera, 1339 nucleotides. Its product is annotated as phospholipase A1-IIgamma-like. The record is from RefSeq and is a predicted model, not a curated record. NCBI's taxonomy places the organism in Eukaryota, Viridiplantae, Streptophyta, Magnoliopsida, Ericales, Balsaminaceae. The transcript has a single exon. The coding region runs from base 53 to 1207 and encodes 384 amino acids. Gene Ontology annotation, molecular function: glycerophospholipid phospholipase A1 activity. Gene Ontology annotation, biological process: lipid metabolic process.
AACCAUCUUAUUUUUAGAAGUUAUUUUUUUUGAGAAAAUUCAGGGAGAAAUCAUGCCUAACUGGAGAGCUAUGAGUGGCGAGAAGAAUUGGGAGGGUUUAUUGAGUCCAUUGGACGAAGGCCUUCGAAACUACAUAAUUCACUACGGAGAAAUGGCUCAGGCGACUUACGAUGCCUAUGACUCCGAUGAAAGCUCCAAGACCGGCGGAAACAGCAAGUACCCCAUGGAUAAACUCUUCUCCGACGUUGGUUUAGCCAAAGGCCGUGCAAAUAAGAAAUACACCAUCACAAAGUUCUUGUACGCAACUGCCUCAGUCCCACUCUUCGACAAGGACACCAAUUGGAUGGGAUACGUCGCUGUUUCCACCGAUGAUGGCAAACGCGAACUAGGUCGGAGGGACAUCGUGAUCGCUUGGAGAGGAACAUCCGAGGAGAUCGAAUGGGUUACCGAUGCUAGCUUUUUCCUUCAACCGGCCCCUAUCAUAUUUGGAGAUGUUCAUGAUGAUAAACCCGAGGUUCAUCGCGGGUUUUAUUUAAUUUACACAUCAAACAAUCCCGAAUCAACGUUCAACAAGACGAGUGCUAGAGAUCAAGUUCUUGAAGAGGUAACCCGCCUCUUGGAGAUAUAUAAGAACGAGGAAGUUAGCAUAACCGUCACAGGUCAUAGCCUUGGAGCGGCUCUAGCGACCAUAAGUGCGAUCGACAUAGCGAAGAACAUGACUUCGAGGUCUCCCGUGACAGCGUUUGCGUUCGCCAGUCCCCGUGUUGGGAAUUCGGAGGUUAGGGAUUCGGCUUUAUCUAUUAACAACCUUAGAAUCCUAAGAAUAGAGAAUAAACCGGACGUGGUCCCAGAUGUUCCUAACUUGGGUUAUGCUAACGUGGGUCAAGUGCUGAUUAUGGACACUAGAAAGUCUAUGUUUUUGAAACAUAACUUGUUUGACUUUUUCUCAUCGGUUGGAAUGGCUCAUAACUUAGAGGUUUAUUUGCAUGGAGUUUCUGGAACAGUCGACGGAGGAGAAGGGUUUAAGAAAAAGGUAGACCGGGAUUUGUCGCUAAUUAACAAAUACGAUGAUUAUUUGAAAACUGAAUAUGGCAUACCGGGUUCUUGGUGGAACAAGACUGACAAGGCCGGUAUGGUUCAACAGGCUGAUGGGUCGUGGAAGCUCAUUAAGAUCAACGAUAAGACAAUAAUCAUUAGUCGCCUCUAAUUUCAACAAUUAAUGAUGCAACUAGGUAUAUUCUUUUAUUUCUAAAUAAAUCUAUAGAUAAUUUGAUAGUAUAUACUUGUUUAGAUUGUUUUAGGUGUUAAUUUACCAAUAAGUUCAUUCUUUAUUCUUUAU